Messenger RNA from Sinocyclocheilus rhinocerous, 1702 nucleotides. RefSeq names its product leucine-rich repeat-containing protein 58-like. Gene Ontology annotation, cellular component: cytoplasm. The transcript has 4 exons. The record is from RefSeq and is a predicted model, not a curated record. Gene Ontology annotation, molecular function: protein binding. The coding region runs from base 204 to 1259 and encodes 351 amino acids. Lineage: Eukaryota; Metazoa; Chordata; Actinopteri; Cypriniformes; Cyprinidae.
AGUUUAGUCACUUUAGGCAAAGGGGAUCAUCUCUCUCUCUCUCUCUCUCUCUAUAUAUAUAAUACAUGUGUAUGGAUUAUAAUUCAAGACGAAAACUCCGAAGCGAUAACUUUUUAGAUUGUUGCACCGUUAAAAAGUGUGAUACUUUGCUUUAUUGAAUUCCUGUUUUAUUAUUUUUUGCUUUACUAGGCUAAAUAGUCCAUAUGGCUCGUUUCCCAAGCAUGGACGACAAGUGUGCUGUUUUACAUUUAUCGCGUCUGCAGCUGGACGACUUGAACUUGGAUCAUCUCACGGACAGUAAAAGACAACAAAUCCAGCAGCUGCAUCUCACUUACAAUCGGUUAUUGCUUCUUCCUCCUUCCGUUUGUUUUCUGUCUAACCUGGAAUAUCUGGAUAUCAGCAAUAAUGCGCUCACAGUCAUACCAGAUGACAUUAUGCGCCUAACAAACCUGAAGACGUUUGUAGCAAAGAACAAUCUUCUGGACGAGUCCUCGUUCCCUAAGGAGUUUGAACGCAUGCAGGUAGAGACUCUGAAUCUGAGUGGGAACAGGUUUGGGGAGAUUCCCGUGCCGUUUCUCAAAAUGACCACGCUACAGUCCCUGGCACUUGGAGGAAACAGAUUGAAGAAUAUCCCGGCAGAAAUAGAGAACCUGACCAGUCUAGAGUUGCUGUAUUUGGGAGGGAACCUCAUCUCCUUCAUCCCACCUGAGGUUGCUAACCUCACCAGUCUGAGAUAUCUGGUUCUGUGUGACAAUCGCAUCCAAAGCAUACCGCCCCAGCUCAACAAACUACACUCCCUGCUCUCUCUCAGUCUCCACAACAACCUGCUGACCUUCCUCCCUCGUGAGAUCCUCAGCCUCGUCCAUUUGCAGGAGCUCAGUCUGCGUGGAAACCCUCUUGUUGUGCGCUUCAUCAAGGACAUGACCUACGACCCUCCAUCCCUGAUGGAACUGGCAGGACGCACCAUCAAGACCCAGAACCUUCCAUUCAGCUCGUGUGACCUACCGUCCAAUCUGAACCAUUAUUUAAACCUGGCUAGCAAUUGUCCCAACCCAAAGUGUGCAGGUGUUUACUUCGACUCAUGUGUGAGGCACAUCAAGUUUGUGGAUUUCUGUGGGAAGUACCGCCUGCCGCUCAUGCAUUACCUCUGUUCCCCGCAGUGUUCCUCUCCCUGCAGCUCAAACCCACAGAGCGACGCGGAGUCAGAGGACGAGAACAGCGUCCCUGCAGACAGGCUCCAGAGAGUACUGCUGGGAUAGGACAGACAGACAGACCUCCAACAGAGACAGUUACCUGUCACAGCAUUUCCAUUUAAUGCUUAAUUUCAUGUUUUUGUAGACCUAUAAAAUGUUAAAAACACUUUGACCCAAAAGGUUUUAAAACAGUUUUCGUGACUCAACAAAAAAAAGCACUGGCUAUUUAGCUUAACUGUGAUUAAUACAGGUAGGUUUAAACUGUAAAUCAAACUUAAAGUGAUAGUUCACUCAAAAAAUUUGUCAUCAUUUUCUCACCCUCAUGUCACAGAUACUUUUUUGGAUGAUUUUAGAAGACAUUUGAUACUGUAUAUUGUCACAUGGACUACUUUUAUAGUUCUUUUAUAGUGUUUUUGAUCAUUUAACUUUUGCGUUUCAUGGAGAACAAAAGCAAAUUGGUUUGAAAUUUCAUGAGGGUGAGUAAAUAAUAAAAAUGUGAACUAUUCCUA